Messenger RNA from Halichondria panicea, 821 nucleotides. RefSeq names its product eukaryotic translation initiation factor 4E type 2-like. The coding region runs from base 84 to 737 and encodes 217 amino acids. Gene Ontology annotation, cellular component: eukaryotic translation initiation factor 4F complex. Gene Ontology annotation, molecular function: RNA 7-methylguanosine cap binding; translation initiation factor activity. The record is from RefSeq and is a predicted model, not a curated record. Lineage: Eukaryota; Metazoa; Porifera; Demospongiae; Suberitida; Halichondriidae. Gene Ontology annotation, biological process: translational initiation. The transcript is spliced from 6 exons.
GAUCGUGCUGCACAUUAAAUAAAACAUUUCGCACACAGAGUCAGCUAGAAAAGCUACCUUCGAUCAUCACAUCCGUCCCCACAAUGAGCCAGACAGACUCUACUACCACUGAUCAGAAUACCCAUAGCCCUGUCCUAACAGCCAAGCACUGCUACUCCAUUUCUCCCCCUGAGGUGUCUGAGACUGAGAACAGACUCCAGCAUUGCUACUCCCUCUGGUUCACUCAGCGCACUCGAGGCUCUGUGUCGUCUGCCGGGAACUAUGAGGACAAUAUCAAACACCUCGGGGCCUUCUCGUCCGUCGAGGGGUUCUGGUCCCUCUACUCCCACCUGGCACGCCUCUCUCAGCUUCCCCCGCACUCAGACGUACACCUCUUCAAAAUGGGCAUCAAGCCAAUGUGGGAGGAUGAUGCCAACAAGGAGGGUGGGAAAUGGAUGAUCAGAUUGAAGAAAGGCAUAGCCUCUCGCUGCUGGGAAAACUUGCUCCUGGCUAUCCUCGGUGAGCAGUUCAUUGUUGGAGAUGAGUUGUGUGGAGCGGUGGUGUCUGUGCGGCCAAAUGAGGACAUAAUCUCCCUGUGGAACAGGACAGCUUCCAACCCUGAUAUCACCACCAGGAUCAGAGACACCAUGACCAGAGUGAUGUCCCUGCCCAUCAACACUGUGAUUGAGUACAAGGCCCACAAUCUGAGCAUCAAGGACAAGUCUAGCUAUCGGAACACUGACGUUUUUGUUAGGUAGCUCUAGUCUCCUUUUCUAUCAAGUUCUGUAUACCAUUAAUACAUUUCACAUUCCAUCUUGAUAAAAUUGUUUUUUCAAUGGUAA